Molecule: messenger RNA, 2208 nt
Organism: Ogataea haglerorum
Lineage: Eukaryota; Fungi; Ascomycota; Pichiomycetes; Pichiales; Pichiaceae
Exons: 1
Coding region: 1-2208 (735 amino acids)
Biological process (GO): intracellular signal transduction; intracellular monoatomic cation homeostasis; protein phosphorylation
Molecular function (GO): ATP binding; protein serine/threonine kinase activity
Source: RefSeq, a predicted model, not a curated record
AUGCCGCUGUUCAGAAAACAGGGAGUGCCCUCUGAGUCGCCCAAGGCUCAGCCCAGCGUGAUAAUCUCCCAGGACGACUCAGAUUUCUCUCUGUACCAAACGAUGUCGGAUUCGUCAGUGGCGGACUUGCCGCAUGGUGUUCCGGGCCGGAGUCGCAGUUCUACGGUGACCAGGUUCAAGAAUCUAUUCAAUCCUCACGAACAUCAGGCUGCAAAGAUGGACCGGGCUGCUGGUUCGGGAAGCCACACAAGGAAGGCUGCGUCCCCGCCGAAGUAUGCUGGAUCCUCCAAUAGCUCACCCAAGCUGGAGUCUGCCGCGGAGCACAAGGCCGUCAACAAUGCUGAGCUGGUGGACUCGCUCACGAAGCUCAAGAUGAUGUCUCCGGUGGCAGAAAACGACCUGGACAGCGUGAUAGAAAACUCCGACAAGCCAGUAAGGCUACCGUCUUUGAUUCCACACAGCGGCUCCAACGCGUCGUCCUCGUCCUCGGUCACGUCUCAGGCACCUGCUCGUGGCCGCUCGGGCAAGUUCAUGUCGAAGUUCCUCGGGAACAACUUAUCGGAGGAAUCGUUGUCGCCGCCGCUUUCUCGGUCGAACUCCAACAAUUCACGGCAGCGGUCGAGCUCAGUGUCUGUGGCGAACUCCGAAAGCAGCCAGCAUUCCUACAUUCCACUCAAACACACGUCAUCUGCCUCUUACUCCCAGAUUCAUAUGAAUUCUCAGAGAGAACACCUAAUGAAGCUCAAGAAUGGGCGUCUUAAGGUAGCCCCGGAUGGAUCCGUGCACGAACACGACUACCUCAAGUACCGGACACCAAUCUCGAAGAACACCAAGUCGUGGUGGGGAUGGACUAAGAAGAGAGAAGUCGAAGACGACGAGUUCCUAAGCAUCGAAAACAGUGUCAGUCUGCUGCCGGACUCGUACUCACUACAGCUGAUGGAGCUCAAGAGCGAUCCAAAGAACUAUCGCUGGAACUACGACGAUUCAGAUUCAGACUCGGGCUCGGACUCGGACGACGAUUCGGAGGAAGAGGAAGACGACGACUUCGACGACGAGGCAGACGACCAGCUCAUAGAGCCGAUCAUCGGCAAAGACCAACUUACGCUUAUGAACAUGAUGAUGGACAAGAUAGAAAAGCCAGAAAAAUUCAAAGAAAAGCUGCAAAGCUCCGGAAGCAAGAAAAUGACAUUAAGCUCCAAGUACGGCCACAUUGGGGGCGUGGUAGGCCGGGGCUCGUUCGGUACUGUUUGUAUCUCUGCCUUGCAGAAUGCGAACAAUAAAAAACGGAAGUCUCUGUUUGCCAUCAAGCAGCUCAAACAGCGGCCGGGAGAGAGCCUGCACCAUUUUGGAAACCGUGUGACGUCCGAGUUCAUGAUUUCCUCAUCCCUGACACACCAAGCUGUGAUCAACGUGUACGAUUUGAUGGUUGAUCCUGUGACAAUGACCUACUCACAGGUGAUGGAGUUCAUGCCCUGCGGCGAUCUCUUCACUCUGAUAGCCAUGACAAACGGUCUGGAGGUGGUGGAGUGCGACUGUUUCUUCAAGCAGAUCCUCAAUGCCAUCACUUACCUGCAUUCGGUGGGUAUUUCGCACAACGAUCUGAAGGUAGAGAAUUUGCUGUUGACACGCAAGGGACAGCUCAAGAUCAUCGAUUUCGGAACGUCUGCUGUGUUCAAGACGGCCUGGGAGGACAAGGUACAGUUUUGCAAGGGAGCGUGCGGUUCCGAGCGGUACGUCUCGCCAGAACAGUUCGUGCCCGACAAAAGCUACGAUCCGCGACUCGCAGACAUCUGGUCGCUCGGCAUUAUCUAUCUGGUGAUGCUGUACGGCACGUACGUCUGGGAGAUUGCGAAACGGACCGACGAGAGCUACGAGCAUUUCCUCGAGACCAGGGCAAUCUACGACUACACGACGAAGUCGAAGUCUGCAAGCAAACAGUUCCGGCUCAUAAGAAAAGGAACUUUCAACCAGAUAGAGUCGAUCUCGAAGGGCCCUUGUGCCAGCUCGCGACGGUACGUGCUAUACAACAUUCUGAACCCAGAUCCAAAGUACAGAAUGCGCUCGUACCAGAUCUGGCAGAGCGAAUGGGUCAAAAGUAUCCAUGUUUGCGAGGCGGGCAGGGGCUUCCUGUCGCAAGAGGACUAUAUCGACAUGGCGUACAAAACACUGAACGAAGAGCAAACUAUACGAAGGGGCUCCGAAACGUAA